Messenger RNA from Camelina sativa (false flax), 2481 nucleotides. Its product is annotated as pentatricopeptide repeat-containing protein At3g04750, mitochondrial. NCBI's taxonomy places the organism in Eukaryota, Viridiplantae, Streptophyta, Magnoliopsida, Brassicales, Brassicaceae. Gene Ontology annotation, biological process: RNA modification. Gene Ontology annotation, molecular function: protein binding; RNA binding. The record is from RefSeq and is a predicted model, not a curated record.
UGUUCGUUAGACCAUAAGCUCUGCUAUGUUGUGUCGUCGGGUAAUUCGAUUGUUUGCGACAGAGACAGGGAGCAAGAAGACAUGGGAUCCAGUUCAAUGCCUUCAGUUCAAUCACCAAUCUCUUGUUCUGCUCGAGAAUUGCAAUUCAAGGAAUCAGUUCAAGCAGGUUUUGGCACAGAUCAUGCGUUUCAAUCUCAUCGGCGAUACGUUUCCAAUGAGCCGUCUUAUCUUGUUCUCGGCGAUCACAUAUCCAGAGAACAUUGACUUGGCGAAGCUUCUGUUUCUUAAUUUCACUCCAAACCCAAAUGUUUUUGUUUACAACACAAUGAUCUCUGCUGUUUCGAGCUCCAAAAAGGAAUGCUUUGGUCUGUAUGGUUCUAUGAUUAGGGACUGUGUUACUCCGGACAGGCACACAUUUCUCUACGUCAUGAAAGCUUCGAGCUUUCUGUCGGAAGUGAAGCAGAUCCAUUGUCAUAUCAUUGUUUCUGGGUGUUUGUCUCUUGGGAAUUACCUGUGGAAUUCUCUGGUUAAGUUAUACAUGGAGUUGGGGAGUUUGGGUUUUGCAGAGAAGGUGUUUGAUAUAAUGCCUGAACCAGAUGUCAGCUCUUUUAACGUUAUGAUUGUUGGUUAUGCCAAGAAGGGUUUUAGUUUAGAGGCGCUGGAACUUUAUUAUAAGAUGGUUGGUGAUGGUAUUGAACCUGAUGAGUACGCAGUGUUGGGGCUUCUUGUUUGUUCUGGUCAUUUAUCAGAUAUUAGGCUUGGGAAGGGAGUUCAUGGUUGGAUUGAGAGGAGGAGACCAUGUCAUUCGUCUAAUUUGAUUCUGAGCAAUGCUCUUUUAGACAUGUACUUCAAAUGCAAAGAACCUGGUCUUGCUAAAAGAGCUUUUGAUGCGAUGAUUAAGAAAGACAUGCGUUCUUGGAACACCAUGGUUGGUGGGUUUGUUAGGCUUGGAGACAUGGAAGCUGCUCAGGCUGUUUUUGAUCAGAUGCCUAAAAGGGAUCUUGUUUCUUGGAAUACUCUGCUUUUUGGUUACUCGGACAAGGGAUGUGAGCAGAGAGCCGUUAGAGGAUUGUUCUAUGAAAUGAUGGUUGCAGAGAAGGUCAAACCAGACCGUGUCACAAUGGUUAGUUUGAUAAGUGGUGCAGCAAACAAUGGAGAUUUGAGCCUUGGAAGAUGGGUGCAUGGAUUAGUGAUCCGUCUGCAACUGAAAGGUGAUGCCUUUCUGAGUUCGGCUCUGAUAGAUAUGUACUGCAAAUGUGGUAUCAUUGAGCAGGCUUUCAUGGUUUUCAAGACAGCUACCGAGAAAGAUGUCGCGCUAUGGACAUCAAUGAUUACUGGGUUAGCCUUCCAUGGAAAUGGCCAGCAAGCUCUGCAAUUAUUCAAAAGAAUGCAAGAAGAAGGCGUGAUGCCAAACAAAGUCACUCUGCUCGCUGUCCUAACAGCUUGCAGUCAUGGUGGACUCGUGGAGGAAGGGCUACACGUUUUCAACCACAUGAAGGAGAAGUUCGGCUUUGACCCUGAAACUGAGCAUUACGGAAGCCUUGUGGAUCUGUUGUGUAGGGCAGGGAGAGUAGAGGAAGCUAAAGACUUAAUGCAAAAGAAGAUGCCAAUGAGACCAAGUCAGUCAAUGUGGGGAUCAAUCUUAAGCGCUUGUCGGGGAGGUGAAGACAUUGAAACCGCAGAGAUGGCUUUAACAGAAUUGCUUAAGUUGGAACCUGAAAAAGAAGGCGGAUACGUUUUGUUGUCAAAUUUAUAUGCAACCGUUGGAAGAUGGGGAUAUUCAGACAAAACAAGAGAAGCAAUGGAGAGUCGCGGAGUAAAGAAGAGUGCAGGAUAUAGUAGUGUAGUUGGAGUAGGUGGAAUUCAUAGCUUUGUGGCUGCAGAGAAGCAAAACCAUCCAAGGUGGUUGGAGAUAAAAGGAAUAUUGCAGCAUCUGCAUGAUGAAAUGAAGUCAAAAAAUUGGAUCUCUUGGACUUGUUGGUAAAGUAGAUCAAUUAGCCAUCUAAGCAUCUGAGAGAGCAUGCAUCAGAGAGGAUCUUUAUCGACACAAAGUAGAGCGUGAUUUCGCAGUUGAAAGCUCCCACGAGAACAAACGCCGGUGCUGGUUGGCUUACUGUGUGUGGAUAAAACAAUCAUCCUCCUUGAAAGAGAUAUCGCUUCAUUUGGAUCAACCUUAUCAUCAGUCAAUUCACAGACAGUGCUGACAACAAUAUCUAUAAAAAAGUUCUGUAUUUGAAGAUGAAGUUAGCGAAGGAAAAGUGGUAAACUCAAGAAGCCGUAUCUAAUGUUAAUACUUAUUGUCACAUACUUGAACUUCAUCUUCUGAACUUAAGAUCGUUAUUAUUUGUGAACCUGCUUUGUCAAAUCAAUAAUUUCUCUCUUUUUGUCUUUGAUUGGUAACAAACACAUUGAGACAAAACCUCUUCAUACUGGAAAAUUCAAAGGCUACAACAUGUUUCUAAGUUCCAAUAGAAGAAAAAA